Struthio camelus australis is the source of this 8651-nucleotide messenger RNA. Lineage: Eukaryota; Metazoa; Chordata; Aves; Struthioniformes; Struthionidae. The record is from RefSeq and is a predicted model, not a curated record.
GUGUGGUGCACCGUGCUGAAGUGAUCGCUUUCCUGUGUUCUUAAUGUGAUCUUGGCAAACUGUACUUUUUCACUAUGAGAAGUGAAUUGGCUUAUAUAACUCAGUUGCAGCAGAAAAUGCAACUUAUGAUUUUUCUUCCUUGUUGGAUUUUUCCAAUUCUGUUGAAUAUGUAAUUACAACUAUGGCAACAAAAGUAGAAAUAAGUUCUACUUUGGCGUCUUUGACGACAGUACCUGACUUAAAUGAACUCACAAAGGAGGAUAAAUCACAACGUGUGUACGUAAGUGUGCUUUCAGAUGCAAGUAAGAAGACAAAUGAACCCUCAGCAUCACUAACUCUUGAAGAGAAGAGCAAAUUUGCAAGUACUUUGAGAUCUGCAACAAUGCCCACGCUAGGAUCAAGGCCAAGGCUUUUCCCAAAGCCUUUUUCUAAAGAGAAAUCUUCGGAUACUUUUGCAAAUGUAAAAACACCUGUUAUGGCUUUCAGAUCAAGUAAUCUUAUUAGAAAGGCCACUGAAGAAACAUCACCUGUUAAGGUAUUAAGUGGAAAUGUUCCCUCAUUAGUAGACCAAAAGGUAAUUGAAAGUGAAAAUAAGGCUAACAGUGAAGUAGUCACAAAUAUGUCUUUCUACACUGGUCCCAGUGCUAAUACCGUCAUCCUUUUUGAGACAGCUGGCACAGAACAGUCAAAGGUCGGGCUGGCAGAAGGAAAAAGAGCUGCUGAUGACCACAGAGUAUUUAGUACUAUGCAAACAAAAGAACUUCAGUGUAAUGCAAAGCCUGAGAAACCAUCUCAGCCAUCUGAGAUAUCCAGGAAAGCUGAAGGAUCUAUUCAUAGGCAAAUAUCACUUUCCUCCAGUGCUAGGCCAGUCUCUUGGAACUCCCUCAAAACUCGUGAAAAGAAAGAUGGUUAUGAAGAUCUUACUGGGGAGAAAACCAAUGAUGAUACAAAUGAUAUCAACAGUAAAGCUGGUUUCUCUGAUGUGCAGCAAAGGCCAAAACAUAGACCAGUAUCUGCUGUUUUUCUAGAAUCAUUAAGAGAUCAAAAGCAUCGCCCAAUAGAACCUUCGGAGGAAAAAUCUCCUACAGAGAAAUCCUGGGUUAGAAAACCAAGGCCUUUGUCCAUGGACCUGACAGCUAAGUUUGAAUAUAAAGAUCUUUCUUCCUGCAAAAAGACUUGCUCAUCUCAUGAGAGCAAGGAGAACAUAUCUUUAACUUAUUUUACUGACAUGAGCUGUCAUGAGCAGUCUGAAAUGGGGCCAAGAAGUGAAGAAAUGGAAUUUAAUAAAGACAGUUCUUCUAAAACAAACUUGAAGCGCAGUAGUCAGGACAUUGGCGUCCUGAAUGAUGGGAAGUACGUUUGGGAAACACAGCAUAAAUCUAAAAGUGAACAAAUUGAGGCAAAACCAGAAAUAGUGACUAACUUGCGUGGUUCUGAAAGAAGCUGUGAAACUAGUAGUGUCAGCAAAACUGAUAAGGAGGCAAAAAGAUUGGAUCAAAAGGAAACUUGUAUGUUUCUAGCCCGUGAAAGUCCUGCAGUUUCCUCAGAAAAAGACAACAGUAUCAAAAGGGGUAGUGUUAAAAAACAUGUUAGUUUGUUUGCUUCAGAAAAUCCUAGUACUCCGAUGGAUACAGAGCCUCUCUCAUCAACUGCUGAGAGGGAAAACAGAUACAUGAACGUCCAACAGAGAAUCAAAGAACUGACAACAGAAAAUGCAGAUGCUAAGCCAGGAAAUCUGCGCAGGUCACUUCAAUCACGACCACUUUCUGCAGACUUAACAAAGAUGUUUUCAAGUCCAGCAUCAACCAGUGAAGUCAAGCCUGAGAAACCUGUUGAAAUAAGAAAUGACUCUACCAAUGAAAUGCAAGAAAAUCAAAAAAGUAAGGAGACCAAGCUUCCACAUGGCACAGAUUUCACUGAAGCAUAUGCUAUUGGGAAUCCUUGGAAACCCCGCCAGAUUUUAAAACUAACAAAUAAGGCUAAUCAGACAGAGACAAAAGGAAACUUACUUGGAGAUAGUCACCAUUUUUCUCUGCAAAGUGAAAAUUCUGUCUCGUUCACGAGCAGCUUUGAAAAAAAAUUAAAACCAACCACACUAAUGGAAAAGACCUAUGUUAAAACUGUCCGAGCUACCAUGUUUGAUCAUAAUAUUCAGAGACAUAAUGUUGCUGCUAGUCAUCCUGGAAUUGAUUCUGCACAGAUGAAUAAUGGCCUUGAAGGAAAGCAUGAUGUGGUGACUUUGGGGCAUAACAGAGGAUCACAGGUGGGAGAAGUGGAGGAGACAACUAGUUUAAAGCAGUAUCACAAUCAAUCUCAUUCAUCAAAGCAGAUAACAGAUGCAGAAAAAACUGGAAAACCAGCUUGUUCAAAUGAAGGCAAGAAAAUGACUCGGGCAAUUCUAUUAGAAAAAUCUGCUGUUGCGAAAAGUGAAAAACACACUCCUAAAAAUGCAGAAGACUCUCUAACUUACCAAAGAAUAGAGCCAAGAUAUGAAGUCUUUCAGACAUUUGGUGAGAGAGCUCUUAGUGAAGCCAUUACAAUGGCACCUGAAAAAAAAGCUGUGACACUCAGAACUCGAAAAUCGUCUGUGAAAGAGCAGAAAAAUGACGGGGAUGUUUUACACAGUGAUCAGCCAGCCAGACUAAGUAAUAAAAUUGACUACUUGAAAGAAGGUGGUAUUAUUUCAGAAACUAAAGACACAAAAGCUUUUCCAAACAGGUUUACUUUUAAAGAACCUAAUGAUUUUUUCCCUGAUGGAUGUAGUUUAGCUGAACAGAAAAAAGACUCUAGUAAAACUGAACCUGAUCUGAUAUUAAUAGCAGAGAAAAUACAUUAUUCUACAGACAAAAGUAAAUGCUUGGAAAAAAAUGAACAAAUAAAUAAACCACAUUUUGAAGUUAAAAAUGAAGAGAGUGAAGUCUCUUCCGUAGAUAGAACAGAGAGGUCUAAUGUGACUAAAUAUUUUUCUGAGAAAAGCAGCAUAAAACCAGGCAGAACAGAUAACCGUGACCUGAGAACCAGUUCUGGUCAUGAAGUUAUCUUAACCAGUGUAAAUAAACACGGGGCCCAGUCUUCAUCAGUGCUUUCAAGUGGACAAGUAUGUAAAUCUUCCAGUAGCCACCAUCCCGAUAUGGAAGUACUAACCAUUAGUAAAGAGGAAUCUAGAGCCUUUGAUUUAAGGAAAUGUCUAGACUCAAAGAGUGUAGAAGAAAGCUUUAGCUUAGAUAGUACAGCACAUGAAAACAGAGAUAAAUUCAGAGUAAUAGGACCAGAGGAAAAGGUCAGGAGAACCAGAAGUAGCAAUGCAGACUUGAAAAUUUCAGAAAGAUGGAGAAGGAAGACCUUGCCUCAGGAUUCUAUCAAGACAGAAGUUGGUUUGCUCACUCCUGAGAGCAUCAAAAGUCUGAACAGGACAGAAUCAUUACAAUUGGAAGAAGGCUCAGUUAAAAAGAGAGGUAAAAAAAGCAAAGAAGGAACGGUAGGAAAUGAGGCAAAUCAAACUGUUCUUGGCAGUCCUGACAGUUCCUUGAAAAAUCAGAGUGCUGCUUUUGAACCAAAAGCAACUUAUUUUGCGGUUACUUACCAGGUUUCUGCAGACAAAAAAGAAAAGAGCUUUGAUAUUCUUAGCGCAAGUGAAACUAGUAAAAUUCCUCCCUCAAGGGAGGUGGUAACAACUGAUCUGGACCCAGUUUUUUCCAAAAGGUCCAAGCCUGUGUUACAGCAACCAAAUAAAAAUAUAGCACAUACAAAUUGUAGAGAAGACUCACGAGAUGUAUAUAUUAACAAGGAUUGGGACAAAGAGGAAGAAAAAAAUGAAAUUAACUUUUCCAAAAACAUUGCAUUCACUAAUUUUCGUGUAUCUGGGAAAGAUAACCAAAAGCAUCAUGAAAGGAGUCUGGAUCAUUCUAAAGAGAACGUUAUAAAUGUUGAUGCUUUGCUGUUAAAACAGGACCUGGAAAAUAAAGCUCAAACUGAUCUCAAAAGUAGCGGACGAAAAGUCUCUUCUUACCGUGAACACAGAUCCCCCUUACAUUUUGAACAAUUACAUAAAAACAAUGAACUAGUAACCCAGAAGAGUAGUGAAAAUAAUUAUGAUUUAUCUGGAGGGAAGGCUGAAGACGGUUAUAGAUUGCGAAUUCUUGAUAUUGAUGCACUUAUGGCAGAAUAUAAAGAAGAAUCAUUGAUUCAGGACAAGCUUCCUGAAGACCGCAGUUUGUUUAAUAGGGAGUUACCAAAGAACAGAAGAAAUAUGUCAGAUUGGGCUUCUCCCUCCUAUAGCUGGAAAGAGAGGAAGGGAUCAGAUCACUGUUCUCUUAAAAACAAACAAGGUGACUGGGCAGAAGAGUACAACAGGCCAGAGAAAUUAAUCUUAAAUGAAAAGAACAGUGAGAAACUGGAAUCCUGUGGCCCUGAAUUUGAUAAGCAGAAGUCCAAAGACAGAAAGUUCAGCCCUCCUUACUGGGGAAAUCCUAGCAGCUUGUUUUCAGAUAAGUUUAUAAAUUCACCUGUGGAGUUCACCAGAAAAAAAACAUUCAUCAUUGAUGAAGAUCAAGAAAUGAACUUAACUUCCAGGCAACAAAGUUCAAAAUUUGCAAGUGACAAGGUGCAGCCUACGAAAGCAGUUGGUACAGACCAAAAGUUGAAAAUUAAUUUGGCUUCUAAGUUGUCUGUAAAGCCUGAUGUUGGCCAGUUACAGAAGAAAUUGGUCACAAAAGAACAGUUCUUGCAGGUGGCUCCAGAAGGUGACUGCAGCAAAGAUGUAACAAGGAGCUUUGUAACUAAGAACAAAGACGAUGCAAAUAAGACAUCAUGUGACAAUGACUUUUCCAAUGUGAAGAAUAAGACUGACUGGAAGAACUACACGUCUACUUCAGGAAAUGCACCGCCAGAUUUAAGACGAUCCUAUUCGGAAAAAAGCAGCCAAGGAAAAGACAACAUACCACUUAUGAAAGAAGCCAGGGGAAGAAAGGAUCUGUAUCGAUUCAGACAGAGCUUCCCACUGGAAAGUACGGAAAGUGAGUGGAAAAAAAAGACGUCAUCUCAAUUGGAAACUUCCUUCCAUGAAGAUAAAAAGGCCUCUGGAAAAGAGUGGACCAAGCAGAGUUCAGAAAAAGCAGACGGAACAGACUUUACGUUGGUUUCUAUUCAGAGAAGAAGCCAUAGUUUUUAUAAAGACAGAAGGGCUGAUAACUGGACGGAUCAGCUGAAGCAAUGCUUCUCCAGGCACCCCCCUGAGGCCAAGGACACCGACACGCUGGUGCGGGAGCCCGACAGUCAGUACGGUACCUGGAACGAGCAGCGGCACAGUGGGGACAGCUUUGCGCCCGAAUCUCCUUUCUCAGAAAACAAUGCCAUUUCCACGAGAAAGCAACCACCUAACAGCCAGCCGUCUUCUCUGUCCUCUCAAACGGAACCUGCCUCCCUGCUUGAUCACCAUGAUUCCUCAAAAGAACAAAGGAGCACAAGUUUGGAUCGUUCUAGCACUGACAUAGACUCCACUGAUGGGACUGAUUUACCUCCUCCAGGAGACUCCUACCCUAAUGAAAAGACCACUGAUUUCUCCUUCAUUGAUCAAACCACUAUCCUGGACUCCAGCGCGCUGAAAACUCGUGCACAGCUCAGCAAAAAGAGACGCCAUCGGGCUCCCAUUUCCCACUCUCUCAGAAGAAGCAGAGGGCCGGAAUUUGAAAACAGGUUUUCUUUGGAAGAACCAGACAGUUCCUGGAUGUUUAAAGAUUCCACAGAAGAGAAGAAAACUAUGCAACAGGAACUUCCUGUGUUUCCAGGAAUGGACCACUCUGUUCUCAAGGCCCAAUUGCGGAAAAGACAAGAGUCUGAGACUCCUGGUGAAUUAAGUUCUGCCCAGCGGUUUAAAUCCCCUAAACCACAAUUGCAGCAUGGAGUUCCUGGUAGCAGACUACUGCCCUCCAGUGUAGAGAAGGAGGACAGGUCAGAAGAAAAGUCUCCUCAGUGGCUGAAGGAGCUGAAAUCAAAGAAGAGACAGAGCCAUUAUGAGAAUCAGGUUUGAAAAGAUAACGAUGAUAACUAGGAGACGAUAUAGAAGUUUAACAGAAGCCUUAACUCAUCUGAACCUAAAAUUCACAUGUCAUGUUGCUGCUGUUUGCUUCCUGCCUCAACUGCUAUGUGCAUGGUGCCUUCCUGUUUUGUGGAGAAAGCUGCUUAAUAUUCAUAGUCAAAUACAAAGCUGUAUCUUUUCAGAUAUGGGAGGAUAGUCACUUUAGACCUACCUAGAAGAAGAGCCAGUGCUUCAUAGUUAGCACUUCAGAGAGUUUUAAGAUUGUAAUGUUUGAUCUAGGAGUGCUGUGCAUCAGAAAAGUCCCCCUCACUGUCGAGCAAAGACUGUAUUUCUACCUUAUAUGUUCAGCGGCUCAAAAGUAUGACUUCUGGUAGACAUGUCAAGUGUAAGGCUGGUUUUGUAUUUGUUUAUGAAAAUAACAAUUUUAAUCAAUUUUAUCUUUUUUGUAAAAAAGAAAAAAGUAAGCUCCUAUAUAGAAUGAAGUUUGUGCAAGGUGAGAGUGAAAGAACAAAUUAUGUUUACUGCCAUACUGAAAAAGGAAACUUGAUUAUUUUUUGUAAAAUGUAUUUUUGAUUGGCUUAUAUUUAUGUGUGAUCUGCUGAUCUAGCAGACGAAUAUAAUUUUUAGAUGAACAAAAUGUUAAUUUUUGUCAUUCUUGAAAUGGUAUUCUGUGUUUUGUCAGCAUGUGGAAUAAUUGCUUCAUUGGAACGUCUUUCCUAAAAAAGGAUCAAGCAAUAAUGUCAACCAGUUCUCUUUAAAAAUAAAUGUAAAUACUGUUUUUUAUUACAAAAACGGAAGGGAAGAGGGGAGGAUGUUAAACUCAUAUCAGGGUUCCAGUUAAUUACUGAAUGUCACUUUAAUAGUAGUUUGGAUAGUCCCACUUCAUAUUUUUAUUCAUUAAUCUGUAAAUACCUGUUUUACGUUUUUAUUUCUAUGCUAAUUUUGCGGGAUAAGCUAAAUUUGUUUUUCAGUUUCUCAAAUGAAUUACCUGUCAUCUUUUGGUAAAUCUGUGGUUAUAUUAGCAAUGUAGAUAAUCUCCUGCAUAACACUGGUGUUCUGAAUAUCACUGAUAUCACAAAUAUAUUAAUAUCUUUGGCGAUAGAUUCUGAUAUAUCAACCAAGAUGUCCAUUUAAGACACAGUUUAUUCUUUUCCGGAACAAGUGCUCUUUUCAGAAAACUUUUAAAAAUGUAACCCAGCAAGGGAAUUUAUUCUGUCAUGUCAGUAUUCCUCACAACUCAGCUAAGAAAGUAGCAACAUGGGAAAAUUGAGACAGAGUCAACUGAGUUCUCCUCAUUUUCUCUUCUGGUACCCUUCUGUAGCAAAGGGUUUGGCCAGGGCCUCCUGCAAAGCCAACUGUCUUAAAGCCACUUUGACCAGCAUGGCAGUGGAGGAGAGGCAGGAGUGAAUACAGAUUGCUGCCUGUUACAUCGCGCUUCCUGUGCCCUGCUGAUAGGGUUCUCUAAAUAUUCAAAAUAAAGCACCAGCACUUGAACUCCUUUUCCUUAUUUAUGAUCAGCAUUUCAGAAAGCUUGAUUUUUGUGGGGCUACCGCGAGGGUGCAUGUGUUAACCGAAGUGGCGUGCCUGGUCUGCUGUCUAGCGAGCUUGUAGCUGCCAAAACUAUGUGCCAAUUCUCCUCAUGGAGAAGUCGCAGAUGAGGUGAUUUUUUUACUCCCAGUCUGCUCUUAGGAAAUAACAGCAGUAUGUCAAGAGACAAGUCCCAUAUGCAUAUCUCUCUCCCAGAUUCAGUUCCAAAGCAGUUCUCUAUAGUUAAUGGAGAUAAAAUGAGUAUGUUUCUCUAGUUUAAAAGUCUUCAGUCGUUGCUUGCCCUAGUUCACAUUAGAGCUGGUUUAGGGCCUCUUCUGCUACCAGUCAAGAAAUCAUCACCAAGAUUUCUGCCGAGUAUUUCCUUUUUAUGAGGCUUGUUACCUAGGGAAAUGGGAGAUGGACUUCCAUUUGAUUGCCAUUGACCAGACUAUUAAAGAGCUACUGUUAACUAAUUUUAAAAGGAGUUGCAUGUAUUUUCUUCCCUUUUCUUUAGAUGAUGGUAGAAAGGCAGCUCUUUUCUGAAAGCUUUGCAUGUGUGUCUUUUUGGAGAGAGAUGUAUAUUUGUUAAGACAGCAUUCCAAGUGUGUCAUCAGUUGUAUACCAUGCAUGAUGUAUACACUUCAGUUAGUUUUAAGCAGCAAUAUUUGUAGGUGUGAUAGAGGAAUCAUGAUUGCUUUUCGUAUCAUUACUCAAGUCAAGUGGGACUUACUUUUCAAAGUAUCUAGAAAUCAGGUAAAUUCCCCCUGCUUACAAGAAUAUUUACACAGGCUUAAUUUUAGAAUUCAGCAGGUUGACAGUGUCUCAUUACCAAUAGUUGGAGGAUUUAAUGCUUCUUGGUCUAAUAAAUGAAGACCAGAAAUGAUUUAAUUAAACUGUAAUAUUUGCUCUGUGUGUGAGGAAACUGAGGGGAAAAAAUAUUAGGUUUCCACAAAGCCCUUUGAAUGUAUAUGCAUUUCCACAUCUGCUUGGACAAUGCACUGAAACUUAGCUGUAUUUAGUAGUUUAACCUACUACUGAGAAAUGUUAAUGCUUAAAUGUCUGAUUAAAAAGCAUCUUUAGAAUGUUA